Tympanuchus pallidicinctus (lesser prairie-chicken) is the source of this 3741-nucleotide messenger RNA. RefSeq names its product growth arrest specific 7 (gene GAS7). Gene Ontology annotation, molecular function: actin filament binding. The record is from RefSeq and is a predicted model, not a curated record. The transcript has 14 exons. Lineage: Eukaryota; Metazoa; Chordata; Aves; Galliformes; Phasianidae. Gene Ontology annotation, cellular component: plasma membrane; actin filament; cytoplasm. Bases 73 to 1497 code for a protein of 474 amino acids. Gene Ontology annotation, biological process: actin filament polymerization; neuron projection morphogenesis.
CAGCCCUCGCUCCGCGGGCGGGCGGCGGCGCCCCGGCGGGCGCUGAGCGGGGGCAGCGCUGCUGUUGGGAGCAUGUCGGGAUCGCGCUGCCAGACGCUGUACCCCUUCUCCGGGGAGCGGCACCGCCAAGGGCUCCGCUUCGCCGCGGGGGAGCUGAUCACGGUGCUGCAGGUGCCGGACGGCGGCUGGUGGGAAGGGCAGAAGGAGGACGGGCUGCGCGGCUGGUUCCCGGCCAGCUACGUGCAGCUCCUGGAGCAGAAGCCCAGAAAGGCAACUCCUCAGCCAGGAGAAGACACCUUGAACAGCCAUCUUCCCCCAGGCUGGCAGAGCUAUAUGUCUCCCCAGGGCCGCAGGUACUAUGUGAACACCUUCACGAACGAGACAACCUGGGAGCGGCCAAGCAGUGUGCCUGGGACCCCGAAGAGCCCUGUGACACAGCAGAGCCCAGCAGUGAAUGGCUAUCACAUUUCUGGGACCCCGGUACACCAGCUGGACUCCACUCACAUGAAUCUCCGAAAAGCCAGUGGGGAUCCCCAGACCCCGGGGUCCCCGGCGGCGCCGCGGAGGCAGAGCAAGGAGAGCAGCCUGACGAUAAACUGUGUAACUUUCCCCCACCCUGACGUAAUGCCAGAGCAGCAGUUGUUGAAACCUUCAGAGUGGAGCUACUGUGAUUAUUUCUGGGCUGAUAAGAAGGAUUCACAAGGGAACAAUACGGUAUCAGGAUUUGAGAUUCUUCUUCAAAAGCAACUUAAAGGGAAACAAAUGCAGAAAGAAAUGGCAGAGUUCGUUCGAGAAAGGAUAAAGAUUGAGGAGGAAUAUGCUAAGAACCUGUCCAAACUGUCUCAGAAUUCCUUGGCUGCUCAGGAAGAAGGCACACUGGGAGAGGCUUGGGCUCAGCUGAAGAAGAGUCUCGCUGAUGAAGCAGAGGUUCAUCUCAAAUUUUCUUCUAAGCUUCAGAGUGAGGUAGAGAAACCCCUGCUCAACUUCAGAGAGAACUUUAAGAAAGACAUGAAGAAGUGUGACCACCAUAUUGCAGACUUAAGGAAGCAGCUGGCCAGCCGCUAUGCAGCUGUUGAAAAGGCCCGGAAAGCCUUGACAGAGAGACAGAAGGAUCUGGAAAUGAAAACACAGCAGCUGGAGGUGAAGCUCAGCAACAAGACAGAAGAGGAAAUUAAAAAGGCAAGGCGGAAGUCUACUCAGGCAGGAGAUGACCUGAUGCGUUGUGUGGAUCUUUACAAUCAAGCCCAGUCCAAGUGGUUUGAGGAAAUGGUGACCACCACUCUGGAGCUUGAGAGACUAGAAGUUGAAAGGGUGGAGAUGAUUCGGCAACAUCUCUGCCAGUAUACACAGCUGCGGCAUGAGACAGACAUGUUCAACCAAAGUACAGUAGAGCUUGUGGAUCAGCUGCUUCGGAAAGUGGAUCCUGCCAAAGACAGGGAACUGUGGGUAAAAGAACACAAAACUGGAGAUAUUCGACCUGUGGACAUGGAAAUAUAGACUGUUCUUACAGUUGUGAUGAGCCCACUGAAUUAACCAGGCUAAUGUUUUUUUUCUUGGGGUCAGAAGAGUAUAGGGCAAAGGUUGUUCCUCUGUCAGACACCUUGUAAUUUAUGCCUGUACAGGCUGUCUGUUAAAUUUAGUCAUAAAAUUUGUCCUUGUUGUGCUAAGCCUUAAGCACCAAACAUUCCAGGGUGAAGAAAAUAGAUUUGUGCUUCCCACCAGAAGUUCCCAGUUGCACUCAUCUUCCAGAAGAAAUCUACUUUCUGGUACAGAGAGAGCUCUGUUCUUCUGUGACUUUUGUGCUACAUCCCUUGCAUGACUAUCGUAUAUAUUAUGUUAGAACAACCACUCAGUGCGCUUCUGGCCGGCCAGCAAGUAGGUAACCAAACAGUGCAGGAGUCAAGGAAGUGCUGAUCGAGAAUCCCAGGCCUGUCACCGACUGCUUUCAUAACCACAGACAAGUCAAUGAACAUUUCUGGCUCCCCCUUCAGUUAAACGUACAUAUCUUGCAUCGCUGUUGUAUGAGUACAUUGAUUUCAUACAACAUAGUUUCCCACAAUGGCCCUUUGGAAACACCUACGGAGAAGACCCCUGUUCUCCCUGUUUUUACUCCCUCUCAGGGAUAUAUAAACCCAGUAUCAUCAUUUUUGUGCUAGGCCAAUCUAUAAAGUGUUACCAUCCCUGUUGUUUAACAGGAAAGAUUUGGUUGUGCUGUACCUACCUCAUUAGCUGUUGGAGUGCCCUCAGUGACAGAAGAAGGUUGCAUAGCAAGAAAUAAAUGAGAUGUUCUAAAACUUUCUGCUUAUGCAGGAUGUUUUCUCAUAAAGACAGCCCUCUAACAUUUUGUUUGGGAUCUAGAUUUAAAUUGCUCUUUGUUGGUUUCUGCAGGUGAAUAUCAGAGCCCUUAGCUAUAUUUAUUCACCAAAUUUGCGUAGAUGAAUUGUGACUUUUAUCUUUUAGAGCCUGAUUUUCAAAGGUGCCGUGUACUUGUGAUUCUAGACUGCAUCAGAUGUAGAUGUAGGUGCUCAGCAUUUCUGAAUCAGAUUUUUAACGGUUUCUCCUAUAGUGUGAACUGCCAGAAAUUCAGAGCAGCUCCUGGUACAGAGUGUUGUGUAGUUUGGAGACUGGUUUUCAAAAGGUAUUUUCUUCUCCCAGUGUUAUUUCAGAUUUUUGCUCUUAAUCUGUUUUCCAGCUUCUCUUUCUCAAGAUUCUUACUUCAAGUCCAGAAGAAAGAGAGAGGUUCUACAUUUUCCCUCUUGGAGAUCUUCUGAGGCAGCCUGGGUAUGGUCUUGGACCAUCACCCUUGGUGACUCGGCUUCAACAGCGGGUUUUGACCAAAUGAUCUUUAGAGGUCCUUUCCAAACACAUCCAUUCUGUGAGUCUGUGAAACCUUCAUUCUCACCACUGUGGCCUUUCCUCAUUGUCUGCUGUGGUGUUAGCUGCUGUUUUCCAGUGUUAUUCCUUUAGAUCCACAUUUUUGUUCCACUUUUAUCUUGUUAGCAUGUCUUUUUCCCUGGUAUGGAGCUUCUGUCUCUCAUCUGUAUGCCCUUCUAGGCUUCUCUUCACCAAUCUCAAGUUACUGUGCUGUGAGAAGAUCUCUGAGAAUUAAUCUUUACAAAUACAAGCUGAGACAUAGAGAAGUCUUAUCUGAAAUAUGUUUUUAAUAUUGAUUAUUUUUCUGGCUCGUCAUUUCAAACUUGCAUUUUCCUGUUGUUCCUUUUCUUUCCCCACCAUUUCUUUACUAGUAUAGAUUCAUAGAAAAAAGGUUGGUCACCUUUUAUUCACCUGAGUUAUUCCCAUCUUGCAAAUGCCUCUUCAGCUCCUUUCUCCGCUAUGUCACUAGCUUUAUAAACCUUUGCACAUCAGCAGGUGCAGUGUUGUGACUGUUGUAUGCUAGGAUCAUUGUUCCUGGUGUUACUGAUUGUUAGAGCUGACACCUCUUAUACUGCACUUUUGUUACACGCUUCAGAAUUUGCAGCUGUAAUUUUAUUCUUGGUAUUGGAAGCACCCAGCUUGUUGAUAUUUGAAACAUGGUUUUAGUGUCGCUCAGUCCCAGAGCUACGUAAGACUACACACUUUUCCCUCGCCUCCUGUUCCACUUGAAUGAGGAGGUUUUCUGCUAACUUGUCUUUUUCAGUCUUCGUAUUCCUUUGCGGUCUGUCUUCGGUAUGAUUCUUACUGGCAUACUGAUGUGUACUGCUGUCUCUUCCAUGCACUUCAGGGGGCAGGUAUUUUUGGUUU